Cryptomeria japonica (Japanese cedar) is the source of this 426-nucleotide messenger RNA. RefSeq names its product probable serine/threonine-protein kinase PBL24. Lineage: Eukaryota; Viridiplantae; Streptophyta; Pinopsida; Cupressales; Cupressaceae. The coding region runs from base 1 to 426 and encodes 141 amino acids. The transcript is spliced from 2 exons. The record is from RefSeq and is a predicted model, not a curated record. Gene Ontology annotation, molecular function: ATP binding; protein kinase activity. Gene Ontology annotation, biological process: protein phosphorylation.
AUGGAAGUCUUUUAUGAUCGACUGCACAAAUAUAGCGAGAAUUCAUCAACUCCAUUGUCAUGGUUAUCUUGGGUGAACAUUGCACUUCAGAUUGCAAUAGCUUUGCAGUACCUGCACGUAGAUGUUGAGCCUCCUGUGUUGCACCACGAUGUCAAAUCUAUCAGUGUUCUGCUUGUAGAUGACAACCAUGCCAAACUUGCAGAUUUUGGCUCGCCAAAACUGGGCCAUAGAGAUAGUCGGGAUGCACCAGCCCCAGUUAAGGGUAGCUAUGGUAUUGUUGGAGAUGAUAAAAAAUUGCAAAGCCAUCAAGAUCGUAUGCAACAACUAUGUGCUAAGAUAGAUGGACUCAAAACAGAGCAAGAUCGUUUGCGAGGAGAGCUUGAGGCAUUUCAUCAGAUGAGAGUACCAGAUAUACAAGUACCGUAA